AAACAAUCAGAUCAUUUAGACUUUGAAAUGUCAAUGCCAGCAAGACAUUCAUCUCCACGAAUGAUCGAUUUCAAAGAGGGAGAAUCCCAGAACAUGGAAGAUUGCUUUACAGAACCGGAUCUUGAUGUAACAGGUGGACAACCGCGCGAAUCAAAGUCGCCAUUAUCGCAUGCUCUUGUUGAAAAAAUUGAUGAAAAUCAACUUGUCCCCGUAAAGGAAGACACAAACUUGCUCCUUGAUCAAGCAUCGAUUUUGUCUGAAUCAAGUCUGGUAAUUGAGAAAAAAGAAUUACAAGUCCGCGAAUUCGCAUUUCGUACUAGUGUGUCGUAUCCAAAUUUACUUCAAGCAGGAGUGCAAAUAAAUGGUGGGAAAUUAUUACAUCCGAGAUCUACACCCUCCAGCCCUGAUCUAUUUUACCUGAGUCCGAGUUCAAUUGAUAGGGAAUUCUCACAAUUGCAUAUUUCUGCUUGUUUGUUAGAUUUGAUCAAGCGAUUGAAAUUGCCACAACAUUUGAACCAGCCACCUGCUACAAGUUCGGUUUUAUCCGAUUCAGGCGAACAAACCCAAAAUCUUGAUUUAAUACACGCCGAAUCGAGGGAAACAAAAGAAGAUCCGAAUAUUGCUAUUCCGAAACUGGACUUGAGCAAAGUAUAUGAUGGAGAAGGAGAUAAAACAUCUUCUUCUCACGAUCCAGUUACUGGGCCAUGUACAGUCGUUACCCAUUUUCGGAACACAGAAUCUGUGAACAUACCAUCAUCUCUUCCAAAUUUAUCUCAGAUUCCUGAGAUAGCAAAGAACGAGGAAUUACAAAUAAAAUCUUCUCUUCCCUACUUGCUCCAUGCUGAAGAAAUCAGCGAACAACAACCGACAUGUAAACGUAGUGCGUCAUGGCCACAGCUAGAUCCGGUCAAAUCAGUUAGAAAUCUCUGUGUUCCAAAACUUGACCUGAGUCUGCUAGACUCGGAAGAAGAACCUGUCAUCAGAGGAAGGAUGACAAUGGCAGGGAUACGUAGUUCGUCGUCAUGGCCACAGCUACAUCCGGUCAAAUCAGUUAGAAAUCUUUGUGUUCCAAAACUCGACCUGAGUCAGCUAGACUCAGAAGAAGAACCUCCCAUCAGAUCAAGAAUGGCAAUGACAUUUACCAGGAAACCUGCAAAUAAAUAUAUUCAAAUUCUACGUUCAGCUAAUUCUCUCCCCGACAUUCCUCAUGGUGCAGCUGAAGUGAGAAUAUUAAAAAAAUCACAGCUCAAAAAAUACCCUUCUUCGCCAAAUUUAAAGGCAUUAGUACCUCAAAGAUUUACUGGACCAUCAAAACCUUUUGACGUGCAUGUACUUCAUUCUCUCCAACAAAGACCUAAGAGCGCAGGUUCUUCAUCUGUACCUGGUUAUAUACAAGAGCCAUCUAAAAUGCACUCAAAAACAAUACAUUUACCCGUUUCGAUUGGCGAUUACCAAAUGACAAAACCACGAAAUGAAAAUGAAAACUUCCAAUGUAGGCCCUCGUGGGCGUACGGCAAAUAUCCACGUGAAUUUAAACCGGAAUUAGCAAUUUUUUCUAAUCUUGGUAUUAACGAUAAAGAACAAGUGAACUCAUCGGAAGACGAGUCUUCUGAGUUUAAUACGGAACCGGAAUAUUAUCCAUACCGUCAAACACUUUCACCCAUCCUGGAGGAAUCGGAAGAAGAUAUGCAAAACAUACCACCUACACCAACACCCGGUUCCUUUCCAAUUCAAGUAAAGAGUGUAAAUGAAAUAGUUGCAUCAGAUUUAGCUACUAAAAUUUCUGCAAUUAUUGCUCACUCAGUAACUUCAAUCUGUUACGAAGCAAAUUCGGUGGGAUCUUGCAUGGACGAGGUGGAAAGAAUGCCGGAGUCAACAAAAAUCAAUAAGACUAUAUCUGGCACUUCUGUCGAAAGUGCUGCUGAAGAUAUUUCAACGUCUCCGAGCCAUACACCAGUAGUGGACAGGACGACUUUGUCAGAUGAACAACAUCUUGAUGUAGGAGAUGUGCAAACAAAGGCGGCAACCACUUCCAUCAAAGAUGUUACCGAAAAAAAGUUGACAUCUUCAAUCCAUUCACCGGAAAACGUUGCAAAAACUAAUGAAUUGACAAAAAAGAAAAAACUUGGUCGGGAAGACGAAGUUCAAUCUAAAAACACCGAUCUCUCAUUUGGGGAUCAAGAAAAACACACAAAUGACAAAGACCAAUCAAUGAAUUUGAAGCCAAUCAUAGCAUGCGAACCAGAUCACGUAAUUAAAAUUACGAAAGCAAUUGAGAUGGGUUCACAUGUGGGCGAUGUGCAGGCAUCACCGAAUUCCACGAAAAUCAUCAAGACUGCAUCUAUUACUAUUGACGGCACCAUGGAGGAAAACCCUACAUUUCCAAAUCAAAUGCCAGUAGUAGAUGACAAAAAAAGAAGUCCGCCGAAAAAGGGGACGGAAACGGAGACUUUGAUCGGACAGGAAAAAUCCUGGAACAACAUAUUCAGGAGAAAAUUGAGGACGAGAUGAGUGUAAUCGAUCCUAUUCCGUUCCAAGAACUCGAUUCUCAUCUACCACAAUCAAACAAAAGUUUCAUUGAGAAGGCAACUCAGACGAGCGAUCUAGAGGUAGAGAAGUUUUCUUCGAAAUUC
This is a messenger RNA of Styela clava, 2633 nucleotides long. The record is from RefSeq and is a predicted model, not a curated record. Lineage: Eukaryota; Metazoa; Chordata; Ascidiacea; Stolidobranchia; Styelidae.